Molecule: messenger RNA, 1836 nt
Organism: Rotaria sordida
Lineage: Eukaryota; Metazoa; Rotifera; Eurotatoria; Philodinida; Philodinidae
Source: the annotation of a GenBank genome assembly
AUGGCUUCAUCGUAUCCUACUGACAUUGAUGAUGUAGAAAUGAGCUGUAAAGGCAUGCAACUAUUAUUAAAUAAUGACAUUGAUGCAUGUGAAGCUUUAUUUGAUCAAUAUCGAUUUUAUUCACCCCUAAUGAUUGGUGGAUGGGGUCUUGUUUCAUUUAUAAGAGCUGCAAUUUCCUUCGAUGAGCAACGUUUGGCACAAGCUAAUCGUAAUUUGGUUGAAGUAGAAAAAUUAUGUGCACAUGAAAACUCAACAAAAUUUACUCGUACAAUAAAAUCUCUUGAUUCAAAAGUAGCAGCACAUGAAGAAACUCUUACUCGUCAUAUCAUUAUAGCCGAUUGUAAAUUAUAUCAAGCUAUAUUAACAUUUAUUAAACAAGAUUUAUCCAGCUUAAUUAGUGCUGGUUUACUUUUACGUAAAGCAUGGAAAAUAUAUGAAAAAACUCAUCAUGAAUUAUUUGAUUUAUAUCGUGCUAAAGAUUCUAAUGCAGAAAAAGAUUAUGGAUCAAAACUAGAAGAUAACGUUAUUAUUCGAUUUGAAAAUAAUGAUGGAAUGAAAAAGGAUGAUGAUGAUGAUGAUGAUCUUUCUUUUAAAAGUUUUGAUAGUACACCAGAUGACUUAACAAAUGAACUUUCAUUAUAUACAAUAAAACGUCUUCUUGGAUCAGUUUCAUUUGGUUAUGGACUUUUUCAAAUAGCAGUUUCAUUUGUUCCACCAAGAGUCAUGAAAAUAAUUAAAUUUCUUGGUUUUGAAGGCGAUCGAAAAGCUGCAUUAGCUGCUCUUCGAUUUGCUAGUCAAAGCACAGAUAUGAAAGCACCAUUGGCAAAUUUAACAUUACUUUGGUAUCAUUGUAUCAUUCAACCAUUCUUUGCCAUCGAUAUGGCAAAUACACCCGAUGUGAGUGAACCAAAAGCCAUAAUAAGACGUAAUAUGGAAAAAUAUGAUAGAUCAACAUUAUUUAUUUAUUUUCAAGGACGUCUUGAACGAAUUGAAAGAGAUCUUCCAAGAGCUUUAACAACAUUUCUUAAUGGACUUAAUUUACCAAAUAAUCAAUUACAAAAUGCAACAGCCGUACGAUCCAAUGAGUUAGAUCAAAUAUUAAUUUAUGAUCUUGGAUUUUGUUAUUUAAUGAUGUUGGAGUUUGAACAAGCUUUACAUUAUUUUACACGAUUAAAAGAAGAGAGUCGAUGGUCGAAAGCAUUUUAUUGUUAUGUUUGUGCAAUAUGUACCGCUGCUAUGCAUGACGAAAAAACGUCGGCAACAUUUAUUAAAGAUGGAAUUAAACUUCUUCAAAAGCGAUCAAAUCCAAUUGAAUUAUUUGUACAAAAACGCUUGGAUUAUGUGAAAAAGCAUUCACUAUCAGUAUCUACAGCACAUAUACUUAUAUUUGAAAUAUUAUACUUAUGGAUUCUUUUACCAUUAUGUGAACAAUCAACGUUAACAAAAAUUUUACCAAUGGUUGAAUUAUAUGGUCGAGAUUCAAAAGAUGAUAAGAAACUUCGUCCAAUUACUUGUUUAAUUGAAGGAGCCAUUUACCAUACACUGCUUCGCUAUGAUGAUGCUCAAAAUUGUUAUGAAGAAUCCAUAGCUCGUCUGGAAGAUUCAAAAUUACACUUUUCUCGAUAUGUAUUACCAUUUGCUACUUGUGAACUUGGUAUCAUUGAAUAUUUGCACCGAGAAAAUAACGAACGAGCUAAAGAAUUGUUAACAAAAGCUAAAGACAAAUAUAGUGAUUUUGAUUUCGAUAAUCGUCUACAAAUUCGAGCAGCAGCUACACUUAAAAUGAUUGCUUCUCGAGAAGCAUCUGCAACAACAGCAACUGCUUCUAGCAGAUAG